GUUCCGCUCGGGCUUCCGUGGCCCAUGGCUUCCACUCCGGCUUCCGGUUGGGAAGUCUGCAGAAAUGGCUAUGGGUCCCGUGGGCUUGGGGCUAGUGGACUGUCACUGCCAUCUCUCCGCCCCGGACUUUAACAGCGAUCUGGAUGCUGUGUUGGAGAAAGCCAAAAAGGCUAAUGUUAUGGCCCUUGUAGCAGUUGCUGAACAUGCAGGAGAAUUUGAAAGGAUUAUGCAACUUUCAGAAAGGUAUACUGGAUUCAUCCUGCCAUGUCUGGGAGUUCACCCAGUUCAAGAACUUUCACCAGAAAAACCAAGAAGUGUGACAUUAAAGGAUUUGGAUGUAGCUUUGCCUAUUAUUGAGAAUUACAAGGAUCGGUUGUUGGCAAUUGGAGAGGUGGGACUAGACUUCUCCCCCAGAUUUGCAGGCACUGAUGAAGAGAAGGAAGAACAAAGACAGGUCCUGAUCAGACAGGUCCAAUUGGCCAAAAGACUAAAUGUGCCUUUAAAUGUGCACUCCCGCUCAGCAGGAAGACCCACCAUCAACCUCUUACGUGAACAAGGUGCUGAACAGGUCCUGCUGCAUGCAUUCGAUGGUCGGCCAUCGGUGGCCAUGGAAGGAGUAAGGGCGGGUUACUACUUCUCAAUUCCACCGUCCAUCGUGAGAAGUGGACAGUUAAUGCUGUUCCGUUCCCACCUGUUUAAAGCGAACUCUCUUCUCUCUAAGAAGCAGAAGCUUGUGAAACAGCUGCCUCUAAGCUCUAUCUGCUUAGAAACAGAUUCGCCUGCACUGGGACCGGAAAAACUGACACGGAAUGAACCCUGCAACAUUUCCAUUUCAGCAGAAUUCAUUGCCCAAGUGAAAGGGAUCUCAGUGGAAGAGGUCCAAGAAGUGACGACACAGAACGCAUUAAAACUGUUUCCCAGGCUUCGGUACCUGCUCCAGAAAUAGCUUCAAACCACCCACUGCCCGGCCAAGUCAGCUCAGGGCCGCACUGGAGAAAGCAAGCGUUGGCUUUAGUGGUCUGACAUGAAGAAGCCGGUGUAUAUGGAUAGCAGUCAUAGUUUUACAGAAAUGUUUCUCUUUAAAACAAAUUCUGGGCUGGAGAGACGGCCCAGCCACUAAGAGCACUCAUUUGCUGCUCUUCCAGAGGACUCAGCAGUUCCCAGCACGCACGGUGGGUGGGUUGCAACUGCCUGCAACUCCAUGCAACUCCAGAAGAUGCAGCC
Molecule: messenger RNA, 1224 nt
Organism: Peromyscus leucopus (white-footed mouse)
Lineage: Eukaryota; Metazoa; Chordata; Mammalia; Rodentia; Cricetidae
Gene: Tatdn3
Product: TatD DNase domain containing 3
Exons: 10
Coding region: 65-946 (293 amino acids)
Molecular function (GO): hydrolase activity, acting on ester bonds
Source: RefSeq, a predicted model, not a curated record